AUGCUGGCAUUGAGCAGCAGUGUGUGCAUAGAUGGAGCUGCUUCAAUCUCCAAAUUCCUUACUGUUGAUCAGAAAGGAUAUGGAAAUUUCACAACUAUUCAAGCUGCUGUUGAUUCCAUUCCUGAUGGCAAUCAGCAGUGGGUUCAAAUUUAUGUAAAGCAAGGAACUUACAGGGAGAAGAAUUCAUAUAACUGGAUGUAUGAUGCACCUGAAUCAGCAGAGACAGCACUAGUAAGGGGAGAUAGGAAUUCCUUCUAUAGGUGUACUUUCUUAGGCCACCAAGACACCUUGUGUGACUACAAAGGUCGACAUUUUUACUACGGAUGUUGGAUCGAGGGCAGUGUCGACUUCAUUUUUGGCUAUGCACAAUCCAUAUACAAGAAAUGUACUUUGAAUUCAAUUGGAAAGGGUUGGUUGAUCGCAAAUGCUAAGAAGACCGAAAGUUCCCCGACUGGGUUUGUAUUCAAGUAUUGA
Molecule: messenger RNA, 474 nt
Organism: Zingiber officinale
Lineage: Eukaryota; Viridiplantae; Streptophyta; Magnoliopsida; Zingiberales; Zingiberaceae
Product: probable pectinesterase 29
Exons: 4
Coding region: 1-474 (157 amino acids)
Biological process (GO): cell wall modification
Molecular function (GO): pectinesterase activity
Source: RefSeq, a predicted model, not a curated record